AUGUGCUAUACACCAACAGAUGUAUUGAUGGUCUUCAUAGAAUCUAUUCUAGAUGACUUGGUUUAUCAAAUCAAUUUGUAUAGAACACAAAAUAACAAAAUAUUGAGAAUUCAAAGAGAAGACAUGCUUGUAUUUAUUGGUACAAACUUUUUUAUGGGGUAUCACAAUAUUCCAUCUUAUAAGAACUACUGGAGCACAUCACCCGAUUUAGGUGUGAAGUUAAUUUCAAAUGCUAUGCCUCGUAAUACUUUUGAAAAAAUACUUGUUAAUUUGCACUGUAAUGAUAAUAAAUCAUUGCCCCCUAAUAACAAGGAAAAAGAAAUAAGUGUUGAUGAAAGUAUGAUAAAAUUCAAAGGCAGAUCAAGUAUCAAACAAUACAACCCGAUGAAACCCAUCAAAAGAGGGUACAACAUUUGGAGUAUGGCGGAUCAGAAGGGAUAUAUGUUGGCAUUUAAAGUGUAUCAAGGCAAGGAAGAAAAUGUAAGCUCAGAAUUUGAAAAUUAUGGUCUUGGUGAACGUGUCGUCCUAGAACUAACCAAAUCUGUGGAAUGA
Molecule: messenger RNA, 552 nt
Organism: Sipha flava (yellow sugarcane aphid)
Lineage: Eukaryota; Metazoa; Arthropoda; Insecta; Hemiptera; Aphididae
Product: piggyBac transposable element-derived protein 3-like
Exons: 2
Coding region: 1-552 (183 amino acids)
Molecular function (GO): sequence-specific DNA binding
Source: RefSeq, a predicted model, not a curated record